Dictyostelium discoideum AX4 is the source of this 3669-nucleotide messenger RNA. RefSeq lists its product as hypothetical. Lineage: Eukaryota; Evosea; Eumycetozoa; Dictyosteliales; Dictyosteliaceae. The transcript is spliced from 3 exons. Bases 1 to 3669 code for a protein of 1222 amino acids. The record is from RefSeq and is a predicted model, not a curated record.
AUGAGACAAAUAAAUAAUAUCUAUCUCUUUUUUUUAUUUUCAAUUAUUACUUUUAAUGAAAUAAACUCAAGAGAGCCUUGCAUUCAGAAUUAUACGUUUGAAUAUGGCAGAAAUUAUAAAGGAGAUUAUGGAAUGUUAUAUGAUCUAAAUUGUUUAGAUCCAAAUUUCGAAAGGGUUACUGUUAGUGGUCCGCAAAAAAUUAAUAAUAGCUAUACAAAUAAUUUCAAAGAUAAAAAUAUUCCAUCGUUUUACUUUAUUAAUCCUGGAUAUACAAUUUAUAAUUUCCAUCCAACUCCGUUAUCAAAUUCUACCGAAUUUUCAAUUAAUUCCUCAUUCCAAAAUUCAUCUCUGAUUAUUAAAUCAUUUUUUUUAAAAAAUGGUAAUCUUUUAUUAGCUUCAGAUAUAUCAGAUAUUAAGCAAAUUAUUAUGGUAGAUUCAAAAUAUUGUUCCUCAUUAAAAUAUGAUCAAUGUGUACUAUUUAUUGAGUUCAAUGGCAUAUCUGAGCCAACGCUAUUAUUUGACGAUAAUCUUUAUAGACCAUUUUUAAUUAAUGGUAAUCCAAACAAAGGGAAAUAUUACAUAGAGUUAUCAAGAAUUUCAUCAUUACCCAAAGAGUCAUACAGUAUUUAUCUCUUUUCAAAUAGUCUCAAAUAUGAACCCAUUCAUACAUUUAAAGGACUGAAUUACACAGGACAAAUGGUGGCAGCAAAUCCCCCAUAUGUAUAUUACUAUUCUAAACCAAUUACAUAUAUUUUUAUUGAAAUUGAAACCCUACCGGGAAAUUUAGGAAGUCUUAUUGUUCGUUAUCAAAAUUUUGAAAAUUUUGAUUUGGUUAUUCCACUACCAUUCUCAUUUACUUUGAAUGAUGGCAUUGCUAGUUUUUCAAUAGCUUAUCCAGUUUCCCAAUAUUUUGUUCCCCCAACACAAUUGUCAAUUUCAUUCACAAAUGUUAACGACUUUUUUGGAAAGAUAAAUAUGGGAGGAUCAAAAUUAAAAGAUUAUGAAAGCCCAACCAAAUUAAAUGUAGAUUUUUUAAAACCAUUCGAGUAUUCUGAUAAAAUUGCCAUCAGAGUGAGGGCUUCGGACAAAGGUUCAGGAGUUCAAUAUAUUAUAUUCACUUUUAAUUCCACUUAUUCUUUGCAACCAAUUAACUCAAUUAAGUUAUCAAAUAUGGAUUUAGUAAAAGGUGAUUGUUUUAAUGGUAUUUAUCAAGUAAUUGUUCCAAAAUAUAAAAUUCGAAAGUAUUAUGAAAUAGAAAUAAUUGAUCAUGCCAAUAAUUCAAAUAAUAGUAAAGAUUCUACCCCAUUUUUAUUUUUAAGUCCAAUGGAUUUCCAAUCUAUCUUUUUUGCCAGUCAAAGUAGUGAUGUAUCUGAAAAUUCUGUUAAAAAUACAAUGUUUAUAGAACUAAAAAAUAAAUCGAUAGAUUGGUUGGCUUUCGAAUUUAUUCCAAUAUUUGGAGUUAAGCAUGAGCCAUCAUUCAUUAGCAAGUGGAAUUCAUCAAGUACAAUAUAUGAAAUUCAUUUCACGAUUCCUGCUCGUUUGCCACCAGGACCAAUACAAUAUAUUUUGAAUCCUGUUGACAUAGAUAGUUCUACGUUUUAUACAUAUCUUGGCCCUUCUUCUGAAUUAAACAUUAUUUGUGAAAAAACUGAUACAAUUGGACCAUUGGUGACUUCACUAUUGGCAUAUAACCCUGAAACACUAUCGUAUGGUAAAUCUGUUGAAGUUGGGUUUGAAAUACAUUUUAAAGACGAUUUAAAUGGUAUUGCUGAUAUUAAUUUUACUAUAAUCUCAGACAAAGAUAAAAAUGGUUUUGAUUUUAAUUGUAAGCCACCAGAAAUAAAAAAUACUCAUACAUGUUCUCCAAGAUGGAAUGUAACCAUACCACAGACAUUUUACAUAUCCCAAAUGUCCACAAUAGAUAGCAAGGGUUAUUCAACUGAAUAUCCUAAUAUUAAUAAAGUAAACCCAAUGAUGGAAAUUGUAGAAACUGAUUAUAAUAAACUGAUAGUUACAAGUAGUGGUGAAAUGGACACAGAUAUCCCAACGUUGGUUCAUUUCAUUUCUAAUAUAUCAUAUAUAAAUAAUCAAUCAGAUAGAUCGAUUUUAGUUAACUUUACUAUUGAAGAUACCAAUAGUGGUGUUUCAAUUAAAUAUCAACCAACAAUUUAUACAAUCCCAGAUACUUUGAAUAUUCUUUCAUUUCCAUGCAAACACGAAGAGGGUUUGAUCAACAACACCAAAUACCGCCAGGUAAAUUUUUACUGCGAGUUAAUGUUACCAUAUUUAUAUGGCUAUCCAAACGGUUUCUUUUUCCAAAUUCAUGGUGUUUAUGAUAAUCAUUUUAAUUCUGCAGGUUUUUCUUAUGACAAUAGCCCAAGAUUUGGUUUUUUCAUAAAUGUUACAGUUGGUGAUGAUAUACCAUUCAUUGAAUCAUUUAAAACUGAUGAAUCAUAUAUAACCUUAAAAGGUUUUAAAUUUGGAAUUUCACCUAGUGUAAUAUAUAACUCCAACUUCACACAAGAACUAUUAAUAUUUUCUCCUUCCCCUUUUUUAAAUAACAGUUUUAUUCAAUUUAAACCAAAUUUAACCCAAAACAUUAUUGGAGAAACUAUUUUGAUCUACAUUAAUACCUCGGAAGGAAAAUCCAACACUAUUUCAAUUGAAUUGCCAUGUAAAGGAGAGCCAUUAUGUGGUGGUCAGUCUCAAGGAAUUUGCACCCUAAUGGGGUGUAGAUGUAAACCUGAAUAUACCGGGACUGAUUGCUCAUCAAAUAUUAUUAUUAUAAAUCCAAAUAUUAACUUAACCAAACCUGAUGUCCAAUUACCAUACACUCACCAUCAAUCUUUGAUUUCUGUUCAUUCUUUAAGAGAAGUUGAUUUCAAUGGUAAAUUGGUUAAUGAAUAUAUAUUUAAUAAUUGGAGUUAUUAUGGUUCAAAUAAUAGUUUCUCAUAUAUAACAGAUGUCAAUAAUAAAAAUGUACCUGAUAAUAAUGUAAAGGUUGAGGUUUUAAUUAGACAUUAUAAAGAUGGCGGUUUAGUAGAAUUUGCCGGCAAAAAUGUUCCAAUUUUGCUGGGAGCUGUUAAGUAUUAUUUUUCUCUUUCUAAGUAUAUAUUUAAAUCUCAGUUAAAUACAUUACAUUUGGUAAUGCAUGCUGCUGUAGAAACUUCACAAAAAGAAAAUGUGUGCAUGGGUAGUGAGUUUGGAAUUGAUGGUUUGGAACAAGAAUCUCAAUACUUUAAAGUUCAAAUCAAUGGUUUUAGUCUAUAUGGACAAUUUAUGACAAGAGCAAUAAUAGAUGGUAAAUUUAUAUCAAUCAGAAACCUACAGGUUAAUAGUUCAGAUUUUAAAAAAUCUUUAAACACCAACACACAUUCUCAAAUUUAUUUUGCAAUUGAAAUUCCUAAUUAUGAAAUAAGGGCUGAAUUAGAUCCAAACUUUAGUGUCCUCUUGGAAAAUACCAAUAAACCAAAUUCUCAAAAUUUUGUUUGUGUUGGUGGUAAAUCAGGAGGUUUGACAUCUCUGCAAAUGGUUGGAAUUAUAAUAUCUUGUGUGGGAAUGUUUGUGGUUGUUAUUGUAAUAAUUUGUUAUAUUUCAUAUAAAAAAUCAACUUUUCUUCGUAUUAAAGCAAGAUUUGUAUCCUUGAAAUUAAAAAGUCUCAGAGACUAA